UUGUGAUAAAAAUGAAUGCCAGUGUUUAGGCCUAGUUCUAUAAAAACAGAAGCAGAACAUGACACUGGGGGUGCUGAAAAUCUGAACAAAGUGUGCCGUCUAAAGCGAGCAAUGUUUGUGGAUCUGUGGAACGUGUAUCACAGAGCAACACAGGCUAAAUGUCGGUCCAUAUUUACCCAGUAAAUAUAAAGCGAAAGUGCAACUUGUCAUUAACUUUAAACGGAACACAUUUGACGCAGAAACUUGGUGCGUAAAACCUGAAAAUUGCAAUUUGAAUUGCCUACUUCGUUGCGCGGUCUAACACUGAAUUAUGGUACCUGCUAUGUUCAUCUGUACUUAAUUCCCCCGCUGAACAGUUGGAGCUAAACUGGGCCGAUGCUUUACCGACAUUUUACAAAAAAAACCCUCUUCAUAUAGCAAGACUAGGAUGAAUUUCCCCUCUGAGUAGUGCGCGCGCUCCCCGAGGUGCAGGUCCUUGGCCGGACUCCAGCAUCCCAACAGCCAGACAUACAGUAGCUCUCCGCAAUAGCCUACUCGACUCCCUCACCUGUGCCGCGGAACAGGCAUUCGUCAUUCGCGCGUAAAUUCGGUGGCUGCUCAUAUUUGCUGGGAAACAUUCGACGGGCAAUACAUUCAUAUUCCGGGGCGCAUUGCCACCCUCGUUAUGUUGAAUAAAGUAGGAGGACUGUCGAAUAUCGCAUAGCACACCAACACUUUGGACUUCACAGAGGGAGGAUGUUCAAAGGGGGUCAGACUGCGCGCUUGUAGCCUACCCAGUCCGUGGCAGGAUUACAUUCAGCUCAUUCUUCAAGAGAGAUGAACACUAGCCCAUGCUGUGAACUACCCUGAUUCUCUUGGACUACUCAUGUUAAAGGAUUCUAUGGGGUGCAACAAUUUAGAAGUAUUUCUGGUGCAUUUUCAGCGUGAGUGAACUCAAGGCAAGACACCUGGACUGUGACGUACACGUUUACAUCUUACAACGUUUAAUUGGCUAUCAAAAUGAGUACGAUGGUUUUCAAUAAAUUUGAUAACCACAUUAUGUUUGAAAAGAAUGCUAAAGAAGUGGAGAUGAAGAGCCUUAACUAUUUGGAAGUUAUCGAAGGACAGCAUACAGAUCUGUUAUCAAACCACAACGUUAUAGAUGAUGAUGACCCAUCUGUCAAACACAGGAGAAAUGGGUCACGCUCUGGGGUAGGGAAGGUGCGGCACAAACGGCAAGCUCUCCAAAACAUGGCCCGUCCCCUCAAGCAGUGGCUCUACAAGCACAGGGACAACCCCUACCCCACCAAAACAGAGAAGAUCCUUCUGGCCCUGGGCUCUCACAUGACUCUUGUACAGGUGUCUAACUGGUUCGCUAAUGCGCGACGAAGGCUGAAGAACACUGUGAGACAGCCUGACCUCAGCUGGGCCCUACGCAUCAAGCUAUACAACAAAUAUGUUCAGGGCAAUGCUGAGAGACUCAGCAUCAGCAGCAAUGACACAAACUCUGACGAUGGCGAGAAUGCUUCCCGAAUGCCGUCUGGCGAUGGCGAAUUCAGUAGGCCAUCAUACCAGAGCGUCAUCCAGCAGGACAGACGGGCAAAGGGGGUUGGGCUGAGGAGGACUGAUCCCUCCCUUUGUGACGACUAUGUGUCCCCACCAAAGUACAAGAGCAGCCUGCUGAACCGCUACCUGAACGACUCCCUACGCCACGUCAUGGCCUCGGACAAAGUCAUGGACAGCCGACGCAGGAACCACUCAGGAUCCUUUAGCUCCAACGAGUACGACGAUGACCUUCUCUCGCCCUCGUCGUCUGAAGUCGAGGCCAACGGCGCCUACAGAGCUGAGCCACUGGACUGUAGCUCAAGUACAUGUGACAGUAAUAAGCGAAAGGAGGUUGGACGAGGAAAAGAUGAGACAUACUGGAAGGAACUCCACGCGGCCAUGGCAUUGACAAACAUGGCCGCCCAGGGCAAGGAAGCAGGGACAGCCGCCACAGGGACAACCAGCUGUAUCAUCCAGAAGUCUUCUCAUAUAGCUGAAAUAAAGACCGUCAAAGUGCCAUUGGUGCCUCAGCACUAG
Messenger RNA from Engraulis encrasicolus (European anchovy), 2061 nucleotides. Its product is annotated as homeobox protein Mohawk-like. NCBI's taxonomy places the organism in Eukaryota, Metazoa, Chordata, Actinopteri, Clupeiformes, Engraulidae. The transcript is spliced from 7 exons. The coding region runs from base 1000 to 2061 and encodes 353 amino acids. Gene Ontology annotation, cellular component: nucleus. Gene Ontology annotation, molecular function: RNA polymerase II cis-regulatory region sequence-specific DNA binding; DNA-binding transcription factor activity, RNA polymerase II-specific. The record is from RefSeq and is a predicted model, not a curated record. Gene Ontology annotation, biological process: regulation of transcription by RNA polymerase II; muscle organ development; cell development.